Molecule: messenger RNA, 3732 nt
Organism: Dermacentor andersoni
Lineage: Eukaryota; Metazoa; Arthropoda; Arachnida; Ixodida; Ixodidae
Source: RefSeq, a predicted model, not a curated record
CCCGAAAUUAGGUAAAAGUUAGCAGCGCUACUACGUAUAAAUGACUACGCAUAUAACGUCAGGUGUUUCCGACGCGCCGGGCUAGAAAGCAGGAUUUCGUUAAGCUGAAUCUUGACGACGUCAAACGUGCGACGAUAGCAAAAGUAUUUCACUGGAAUUCAAACGUGCCUCCUUUACACGUAGUUCUUCCAAGCAGCUAUAACGCAAGAGUGGUCCUGCAGGUACACUUCUUAUGGAGAAAUUGUCUGUAGGAAGCAGCUCACACAAACAGAGGCGAAUAUGAGGAGCCAGGAGACAUCACAGAAUACUGUCCUACACACGGUGAAGCAGCUUGUCACGCAAUAUAAUCAGACAAAGGCCAACAACUUACAGAGGGCAAAAUAUCGUAAUCUCUCUCGGUGCAUCGGAGGCUGCCCAAUCAUUGAUCAAGCCAAGCACCCUCGUGAAUACAAUGAGUACAGGAGGCUAGCACACUACUUCGGCGAGUUAUUACAACGUGCAAUAUUUGAGAGCUCACAGCAAGUCGUUGAUGAAACAAAUAAGGCUCCGCGAAUUCCUGAACAAUAUUCAACUGGCAGGCAAAGCGACAACAGCCAUAUACCCGGCGAACAUGCUGCCACCUUGCUGCGACAUCAAUUUUUGCCCUCAUAUGAAAGUCUGCUGGAGAAGAAAUUAUGGUUUCAAAAGAGCACUAACAGAAUGCAAAUGCAGUGCACCCAACAAAUAUUGAAGACAAUGGCUCCGUACAUGCUCCACCGUCUCGCUCAGUGUACCGGAAGAGAGGAAGUUAAUGCAGCCGCACUAAAAGCUAAAAUCACUCAGCACCAUGAGCACCAACAACCUGUUCAGGACGAAGAAGGCACUUCGCACUGGCCGCCUAAUGUAGCCUUGGAGUGGGAACAUAUCCCAACUCAGGAUGAACUAUUAAAUAUAAAUGCAGCUAUGAAAGAGACAGGCAAAGCCACUUUUGAAAAAAAAAGACAGCAGCGCUACAAACCUAAUUUCCUACAUACAAGACCCCAGCAAGAGGCUAUAGUAAAAAUAAUAGCAAAUAUUAUUAUUAGUUACAUUCGCAAGCGACCCAACGCUGAAGAAAUUGACGCGCGAAAGAUGCCUGCAGCUCAAAUCGAAUACCAGAGCAAGUCAAAAGUCGGCGCUCAAUCGGAACCGGAAGCGAGAAGUCACAGGGUGGCACCCACACCGUAUCAGACGCAGCACAAGUUUUCAGCUCUGCGAGAGUCCAGCGAAAAAUCCGGCGAUUCGUUGCCCACAUUUGAUAUGCCAAUGCUAACAAGAGAUACUGAAGAAAUACGUAAGCUAGAGGCAGCAACGAAAAGUGAAAUUGCUGAUGCAAAUGUUGUACCGGCACUUAAGCCCUUUCAUCAGCCAUUCAGAGAAUCUUCUCACGUUGUGUAUAACCGCGAGCCAGCGCUGAAUCAUCAACGCGUUUGGCAGGAAGGACUACUAAAUUGGACGCCCAAACAUGACGUGAUGCGUCAUUAUGGCACCAACGCUCAAAAUAAGGCACAGUUGCGCAGUAUGAAUAGUACAGCGGCAAAUCAGUCUGCGCAACGCUUUGUUAAACAGACUGUGCAAGCCAACUCGCAAUACAGGCAUCAGCAAAGAACAGAUAUUGGGCGUAAAAAGUUUUCGCUUUUUCCAGUGCAUGCAAAAUCUGGUGGGGAAACCUUAGGAGGUUUUCUUCCGUCUCCUCACCGGCAGCACAAACACAAACCUAAUGACUCAAAAGCAGCAAAGCAGCAGUUCGGCAAAAAUUUGUUUUUGAAUAUUCCAAAAGAAGAAAGACAUGAACGUGUAACAAUGGAGCGCCAAGAGAAUUCAGUAGAACUGUCGGAGAAGAAGAACAUGCAAGAAAAUAGGAUUACUGCCUCACAGGGCGCAAAAGGGACGCGAUCAGGUUUGGCGAAGGAAGGGAGAGAAGUAACCCGUAACAAGCAGUCGAAGCGCCUACGGUUUCAGAAGCUGACUAUAGGGAACCCACAUAAUGCCCACUCCAAAACAAUUUUUAGGCCACAACCUAGGUUGGUUUUGCGCCUGUCACCGAAUGAAGGUAUUUUUCAUAACGCACCAAGAGCUGUGGAAGCAGAUUUCCAGGACUACAGCAAAGUCUACUUAAGACCAUUUGCACAGCGAAGAACUGUUCCUAUUUCAAUCGCGGGACCAAGCCCGGCCAACGAGAAACAAUUUACUUGGCAGGUUACACAAAAUGUGAUUUUCACUCAUUCACCGCAGAAGGUUGGUGAUCACAACUAUCGACCACUCGCAGCAACCGACAAGCAAAAUAAAUUAGCUUUUAUACACCCAACAGCCCCUUUCGUACACCUAACGCAGCGGCCAACCAAUGUGGAGAGACAAGCAUCAAAACAAAAGGCGAUAGUUCAGAAAAAUCGUACGCAACAAAAGCAAGCAACUUUUAUAAAUGAAAGCCGACAUGCAGUGUCUCAGCAAAAGCCAAUGCCAUUUGCUGGAACCACAAAGUGACAACACACACUUUUUAACAGUUGGAUGAACUCUGUAGGGCAUCCUCAAUCUUAGACUUCUCAACCAAGUUUUAAUCUAAGAGCGCCUAAUGUGCAGCAGUCUACAUUGCUCCACAAAGAAAGAUUCGUAUCAUGAAACACAGUCACCAUUCAAUAACAGUCAACCAUUCAAUAAGCAGCGGCCACCUGACAUCGCACAAGUUAGGGGUCAGCGUACGCCAAUUCUGAACCAAGAAAGUAAUUCUGCGAUAAAUGGUUUCAAAAAAGCAACGGUUUCAAAAACCACCGCGGGGAUCGAUGCAGCGUAAGUCAGGUUUAGGCUAUGAAGCAUCCUAAGUUGUUCAUCUUAUAUAUAUUCACAAAGGCGGAAGUUUGUGUGGACCAGCUGAUAACUAAGCACGAUCCAUCACCAGUGGAAUAAUCAACUGUAGGUUUUAACGGCCUAAGGUUUUUGUGACCAGCAAGCCAUUAGAACACGUCAAAACAACAAAACCAGUACAGGUCCGCAAGCCAACGUUUCAGGAACGAGAUAAAUAUCGAUUAAGUAGAUUCUAGCAACCGAAGACUGCGUUAAGUUUCACUGCUGUCCACAAGAAAAAGAAAUCGGACCAACGCACACGGGCUCUGAAUUCACAAAUGGAACUUGUGAACCACCAGUCUGCACCGGAAUUUGUCCUUCGAAGACAAGCACCUCGUCAGCAAGCUAGGAAGUAACAGCGACUUUUCUGAGAUAAACAAAAUAGAUGGCCAAAUAAAGGACAAACCCAUAUCACGCAGUUGAGUUUGGUCUGGACGGAGAAAAUCACUUCACCAUAAUUGCAAAUGUCCUGUAUGCUACGCAGCACCAGAAGUACAGAAUUUUGGGGAAACUGAAACCGUAACUAGCAGCAAGAACGAAUAUUUCAGUGUCGUAGGGAACAAUGGUAACUAUCGGUUAGUGUGUGACGAUGCACAAAACGAAGAUAGCAUAAAAGAGAGAAGUGAGCUGACAAGAAAAUUCAGGGGUAGGAUAUGAGGCUGUAAAAAUGACAACAGUUGUCGAACAAGAAAUGCCUCUGGUUCAAGUCACCGAAACUUUGGCUUAAGGCUGAGACAUCUUUUGUUCGACCAUUGUUGAACCCUUCAGAUCUCCAUCUUCCUUAGAACUGCUUUUUCAGCUGAACAAAGCAGUUAAUAUGCCUGAGCAGUCCGCCAAGCCAGGCAUCUACCAAUCAUGUCAGCAUAGUUAUUA